This is a messenger RNA of Leopardus geoffroyi (Geoffroy's cat), 6449 nucleotides long. It is a transcript of the gene EXO1, whose product is annotated as exonuclease 1. Gene Ontology annotation, cellular component: nucleus. Gene Ontology annotation, biological process: mismatch repair; DNA recombination. NCBI's taxonomy places the organism in Eukaryota, Metazoa, Chordata, Mammalia, Carnivora, Felidae. Bases 3295 to 6024 code for a protein of 909 amino acids. Gene Ontology annotation, molecular function: 5'-flap endonuclease activity; 5'-3' DNA exonuclease activity; DNA binding. The transcript has 15 exons. The record is from RefSeq and is a predicted model, not a curated record.
UUUUUUUAAUCAAUACCAGUGCAAAACACCGGGCAUAUGAAAAUUAGGUUUCCAGAUAAAAAUACAGAAUACCAAGUUAAAUUUGAAUUUCAGAUAAAUAUGGAUUUUCUAGUCUAUGUCCCAAAUAUCGCAGUAGACAUAACUAAAAAUGUCUCUUAUGUUUGUUUGAAAUUCAAAUUUCACUGGGUCUAUAUUAUUAUUACUUGCUAAAUCUAGGGGCAAAGUCCAUAAAAUAGAGAGUAUGAAAAGCAUCAGGGCAAAGUGGUCAUCACAGGGUGUCUGGGUGCACGUCAGGGAAAAUUUCAGAAAGCCGGUGGCAUUCAGCCGAGUCUUCAGCUGAGAACUUAUGGGCUGUACCAUUCACUGCAGAUUUUAAUAACACACCAUCAUGGUUUGUUCUUCACCUUUUUCAUGAAUACAUGUUUUGUCUGCAUAACUAGAUCCUAAGUUGCUUGAGGACAGAGACCAUUUCUUUGUGUUCCGCUACCACUAGGAUGACAGGCACACCUCGGGCACAUUACCACAUGGAUUGAUUCAAAUGGUUUUAUCCCUUCAAAAAGUUAAAAACAUCCUAUUCGAUGAAAUCAUUUUCAAAUUCAUGUUUUCUUUUUUAGUUUCAGCCUUCACAUGCUGUGGCCAAUUCAAAUGCUGCAACCAAGAAUCCAGUCUGACACUAAGGAGUCAAAUUAGCAGUAAAGGUAUGAGCUGUUUACAGUGCAGCCAUCUUCUAUGUUCGCUUCAUGAUGGAUUCAGCGUGGCUGGAAUGGGCACCUUUCUGAUGCUUGGGUGUCAGGAAGGGACCCAUAUGUGGCAUAUUCUUGGCUACAACUCGGAUAGUCCAGUGACUUUUAGAACGUUUCUCUACAAACACACCCCACCCACCCUUAAGUUCCUCUCUACCCUAUUGCAGUUUGGAACUGACCCCCAGCUUCCCCUACAGUCAGCUCCACGCUGGUCCAGGAUGAAGUCUACCCAUCGCUGUUGGAAGCACAAGGAAAGCUAACUUUUCUGACCUCCUCUCCUAGCCUCAGCUCUAAAGACCAGACCAGGGAAGGAAGCAGCCCUGAGCACAUAACCCAAAAGUGGCACCAUUUCAGCAGUUUCUAAGGGAGAAUGUUGGCAUGUUUGAUGUUAAAUUGAUCACGGAAAGACCUUAAAAGAAGGAGGGAACCAUGUAGAGAAGCUCAUCAAAUGGGGAGCAUUUUGUUAAAUGUGCUUAAUUCUUUCCCAUCAGCUCUUUAAAUUGAGUAGGAAUUAUCAUUCCUCCCCAUCCCUGGGUCCAGAACACACUUUGUGGUCUGGUCUAAGGUUCUUUCCCAAUUUUUUACCACAGUAGCUCUAAGAGAAGAGGACAGAUACAAGGUCUAGAGUGUUAUGAGGACAGGAAGCCUCACCCAAGUGAUUACCAGAGUCCAAACUGUCUUUAAGUUCUGCAAACCAUAAGGCUCAUUUCCAUGAUUAUUUGGCAAUAAAGGUUCCCUCCUGCCCCUGACUUAGGUCAAAGAUGAACAAAGCUGGACACCAGAUAAAGUGGUAAGGACAGUUUUAAUCAGCAUUAUGCUAUUGCAGCAGGAUACAGUCCAGCUUUUAACUUUGAUUUGUGUUGAGGCGGUGCAAGGGGAGGGCUGUUUUAAAGAGAGAAUGAGGGGGUCGCCUAGGUGGCUCAGUCAGUUAAGCAAGGGACUUUUGAUUUCUGCUCAGGUCAUGAUCUUACAGUUGGUGAGAGGCCCACGUGGUAAUGUGUGCUGACAGUUCGGAGUCGGCUUAGUAUUCUCUCUCUCCCUCUCACUCUGCCCCUCCCCUGCUUGCACUCUAAAUAAAUAAACAAGCAAACAAACACACUUAAAAAAAAUAAAAUGAACACAGAGUGAGGGAACAGGGAGGGGUGAAUGAGGGCUCAGUAGAGUCCAGGAGGUGAAAAAGGACAACAUUCAGGACGGGAGAGUAAGUGAGUCACCUGGGACUAUUACCAGCCUUGUAGAAGUUAGGCUCCUACAAACCCUGGGAGACAGAGACCCUACUAUCAGAUGUGGGCGGGAACCAGCAGUAAAUCCUAGGGAUGUGGCCUUGAACUGUUAGAAACUGUGUUAGUGUUUUGUUCAAGUUUUUAUGGGCCGAGGAAGGGACCCAGUAGAGAGGAGGGCUCAUAGCAGUCUGGGCUGAGUGUGGUCAAGAAGUAACUCUUUGUCACUUCCUAGUGACAUUGUUUACUAACCGCUCUCCCCCCCCCCCCCCAAAGUCUACAGGAAGAAUCCAAAAAAUAUAACUCAAGAGGCAUCUUGUUUCCCUGGAGCCCACAGCGCAUCUGUCUCUGAAGAGCCUCGGGAUUUACAGCACACCACAGAAAUUAAGGGAGACUAAUUUGCAGCAGGAUCUUUUUCAGGUUUUAAAAAACUCCACACAAACACGCGAUGGCGCUCUUUAAACCUUAGCAGACCCGACCUGAGGCCGCAAUCAGCAGAGAACUACAACUCCCAGCAGCGCCGGCGAGUGAAAAUUACCAACUUCCGGGGACUGUUUCCCGUGGGUCAGCUGCUCCAGCUCCACCCGCGCCAUCGGAAGGCAGCACAGUAUGCAGGCGGGAGGCGGCGGCCGGGGUCGCGGAGUCGCGGGGUCGCGGGGUCUCAGGGUCGGGGCCGCCAUCGCUUCCACGAGGAGCGAGGCUCACGUCCCGGAAGUGGAGGCCAAGAGAAGCGGCGCCGGCGUCGCGGAGGGGCGUUCUGGCGUCACUUCCGCUGGGGCGGGGCCUCGGGCUCUCCCGCGCAAAUUGAAAAGUCUUUGGUGCCCGGCUGCCACCCGGCCCUCUGUGUUCCGAGCCGCCUGCCUCGGGCGAGCUGGCCCAGGGCGAAAGGAAGCGUGUUCUCUGGAAUGGGCUUGCGGGCCGCUUGUGCACAGCCUGUGAACAGGAGUGGGGCGGCGAGGUCGCCGGUGUUGUAGCUGGCGUGUCGCUGGCGGGCGCCCUGAGAUGAUGCCUGCGCAGCGGCCCCCGGCCAUUCCCACCACGCUCCAGAGGAAACGUUUAUGCGAGCGUAUUUACCCAGCUUAGAAGAGACAUCAGCUUCACAGAAUGUGUGUUACGUCAGUUUUCCUCAAAGUGGAAGAAAACUCUUUCUAGAGGCAUUGUCUGAGGGUGGGAGGCUGAUUGUUUUUCUCAAACUGCGGCUUGAGGAGCACCUGCAGCCAGAUUACCUGGAUUUAAACGUCGGAAUCCCCCUACCUGGCUCCGCAGCUGGUGAAUGCGCUGCUGAACUAGAGCAUCCGAGUUUUGAUACAGCAUCAAGUUAACUUGGCACAAUGGGGAUACAAGGAUUGCUGCAAUUUAUCAAAGAAGCUUCUGAACCAAUCCACGUGAGGAAGUAUAAAGGACAGGUAGUAGCUGUGGAUACAUAUUGCUGGCUUCACAAAGGAGCUAUUGCUUGUGCUGAAAAACUAGCCAAAGGUGAACCUACUGAUAAGUAUGUAGGAUUUUGUAUGAAAUUUGUAAAUAUGUUACUCUCUCAUGGGAUCAAGCCUAUUCUUGUAUUUGAUGGAUGUACUUUACCUUCUAAAAAGGAAGUGGAAAAGUCUAGAAGAGAAAGACGACAAGCCAAUCUUCUUAAGGGAAAGCAGCUUCUUCGUGAGGGGAAGGUUUCAGAAGCCAGAGAAUGUUUUACCCGUUCCAUCAAUAUCACACAUGUGAUGGCCCACAAAGUCAUUAAAGCUGCCCGGUCCCAGGGAGUAGAUUGUCUUGUGGCUCCAUACGAAGCAGACGCGCAGCUGGCCUAUCUUAACAAAGCUGGUAUUGUACAAGCCAUAAUCACAGAGGACUCUGAUCUCCUCGCUUUUGGCUGUAAAAAGGUGAUUUUAAAAAUGGACCAGUUUGGAAAUGGACUAGAAAUUGACCAGGCUCGGCUGGGAAUGUGCAGGCAGCUUGGGGACGUGUUCACGGAGGAGAAGUUCCGGUAUAUGUGCAUACUUUCAGGCUGUGACUACCUCUCCUCACUGCGUGGGAUCGGGUUAGCAAAGGCCUGCAAAGUGCUCAGACUAGCCAAUAAUCCGGAUAUUGUAAAGGUCAUCAAGAAAAUUGGACACUAUCUUAAGAUGAAUAUAACGGUACCAGAAGAUUACAUCAAAGGAUUUAUUCGGGCCAACAAUACCUUUCUUUAUCAGCUAGUUUUUGAUCCCAUCAAAAGGAAACUCAUCCCUCUGAAUGCAUAUGAAGACGACAUUGAUCCUGAAACACUGAGCUACGCUGGGCAGUAUUUUGAUGAUUCCAUAGCUCUUCAAAUAGCACUUGGAAAUAAAGAUAUAAAUACUUUUGAACAGAUCGAUAACUACAAUCCAGACAUUGCUACGCCUGCCCAAUCAAGAAGUCAUAGUUGGAAUGACAAAACAUGCCAGAAGUCAUCUAAUGUUAAUAGCAUUUGGCAUAGGAAUUAUUGCCCUAGACUUGAACUGAAUAUUGCUUCAGAUGCUGUAAGAUUGAAGGAAAGUCCAAGUACUGUGGGCAUUGAACAAGUGAUCAGUGUUAAAGGAUUAAAUCUUCCAAGGAAGUCAUCCAUUGUGAAAAGACCAAGAAGUGAGGAGCUGUCAGAAGACGAUCUGUUGAGUCAGUAUUCCCUUUCAUUCACAAAGAAGACCAAGAAAAGUAACUGUGAAGGUCAUAAAUCAUUGAACUCUGAAAUGCUCAUGCCUGACCUGGUAGAUGGAACUACUGUUAAAAAAAACAUAAGCACACCACCUACGACAAGAAAUAAAUUUGCAGCAUUUUUACAGAGAAAAAAUGAAGAAAGUGGUGCGGUUGUGGUUCCAGGGACAAGAAGCAGGUUUUUUUGCAGUUCUCUGGAUUCUGCCAACUGUGUAUCAGCGAAAGCAGGCGGUGAGCCCCCAGAAAAAAGUGCUGUCACAGAUGAAGAGGCCAGUGUAGCUGAACCAGAUCAUCAGGAUGGCAAGAAGCUGGCUGGUCCAGAUGGAGCACAUAAUUCAGAUGAUGAGGUUCCAUAUGAAAGUUCUGUCACAGAUGAAGAGGCCAGUGUAGCUGAACCAGAUCGUCAGGAUGGCAAGAAGCUGGCUGGUCCGGAUGGAGCAUAUAAUUCAGAUGAUGAGGUUCCAGAUGAAAGUUCUAUUGCAGAUGAAGAGACCAGUGUAGAUAAAUCAGACUGUCAGGAUGGCAAGAAGCUGGCUGGUCCAGAUGGAGCAUGUAAUUCAGGUGAUCAGGUUCCAGACAAUGCAACUAUGAUUGCUGACGACUCUCUGUGUUUGGAGACCAGCAAAUUCACAAGGACCAUCUCACCACCCACCCUGGGGACACUCAGAAAUUGUUUUAGCUGGUCUGGAAGUCUUGGAGAUUUUUCACGAACUUCAAGCCCCUCUCCAGGCGCAGCACUGCAGCAGUUCCGGAGAAGGACCGAUCCCCUCACUGCGGCACCGGACCAGAGGGAAGCGUCUGCUGUGUCCCAGUUAAAGAGUGAGGAGUCUGGUGAUGGAGCGCCUCCCGUGCGGGCAGCGGCUUGGUGUCCAAAGUCUCAAGGAAGCCCAGAACUGUCACCACACAAUUUAAAUGUGUCAAAACUGUCUCAGCCUUCUAGUAAGGAUUCCGACUCAGAGGAAUCUGACUGCAAUAAUAAGUCAUUUGAGAAUGAAGGUAAUCUGAAAUCCAAGCUACAUUUAUCUCAGUAUUCAAGAAAAGUCACACUUCUAAAAAACAAGAUUCCCGGGCUGUAUAAAUCUAGUUCUGUGGACAAUCUUUCUGCGACCAGGAUCAAGCCUCUAGUUCCAGCUCGAGCCAGUGGGCUCAGCAAGAAGCCAUCAAACAUCCAGAAGAGAAAUCAUCAUAAUGCAGAGAACAGGCCAGGAUUGCAGAUAAAAAUCAAUGAGCUCUGGAAAAAUUUUGGAUUUAAAAAAGAUUUUGAAAAGCUUCCUUCUUGUAAGAAGCCAGAUCCCCUGUCGCCAGUCAAAGACAACAUCCAACUAACUCCAGAAGCAGAAGAGGAUAUAUUUAACAAAUCUGAAUGCAUGCGUGUUCAGAGAGCAAUAUUCCAAUAAAUGCAGGCAGCUGGGAGGCUAUUGCCUGCAAGACAAUCUCUAUCAAUUUGAAGUGCUGUUUGGGAAAGGGGCAGUUACCAGACUGAAAGAUUUAUGCAUAGCUGUAAUGCCAUUUUUUAAGUAGAGUACAUUUUGUAUAUUAACUGUAACUAUUUCUUUUGUUCAGCUUUUUAUAUUUUGUAAGAAGCUAAAAUAGAGAAAUAAUUUUAUCUUUGACAGUUUUUGGAAGUUUUGAUGUUUUGGGGCAAGGCCCCUGGAAUUUAGAAAAAUCUACUCUGAAGGUUUCUGUGUCAUGUUGUCAAGUGUAAGGAUAGUAAAUGAAAAGCCACAAUUCUGUAAUCAUUUUAUCCUGGAGGGAAUCACUGUAUUUCCUCUCAGGGUUGAAUUGGAAAUAAAGUUUCUGGAAUGGGAGAGGUAGCUGGAAA